AAGUGAAUUGUUUUCGCUGCAAAGCUUGUCAAGCUGGAAAAUCAGCUCGUCUUGACACACGCACACGCCCUGAAAACAUCGUCGUCGGCUUUGUCCGACCAACAAGUUUGUGUGUGUGUGCCUUUCCUGGUACCAGAAAGCUCCCCAAAAUGAGCAAAAUAUCCAAAUUCUUCAAGGGGAGCUCCAGUUCGUCCAGCUCGUCCAGCUCGUCCAAGUCCAAACAUCGCUCCAGAGGAGUAGGAGGACCCUCACCCAAUGAGGCCAUCCACAAACUGAGGGACACCGAGGACAUGUUGACCAAGAAGCAGGACUAUCUGGAGAAGAGGAUCGCGCAGGAAGUGGCGAUAGCAAAGAAACAUGGCACACGAGAUAAGAGGGCUGCCCUGCAGGCGUUGAAGAGGAAGAAGCGUCUGGAGCAGCAGCUCACCCAAAUCGACGGCACCCUCUCCACCAUCGAGUUCCAGAGGGAAGCGCUGGAGAACUCGCACACCAACUCCGAGGUGGUGAAGAACAUGGGCUACGCCUCCCAGGCCAUGAAGAAAGUCCACGAAAGCAUGGACCUGGACAAGAUUGACGAUCUGAUGGAGGACAUCAACGAGCAGCAGGACGUGGCCCGCGAGAUCAACGAAGCCAUUUCCAGACCGUACGGUGACAAUUUCGACGAGGAUGAGCUGCUGGCUGAGCUGGAAGAGCUGGAACAGGAGCAGUUGGACGACAGCAUGAAGAGCAUGGGGGGCCUGCCCUCGGUGCCCAGCGGCAGACUGCCGUCAGCGAGCCCGUCAGCGAGCACGUCUUACCGCGCAACCACCAAAAGGCGUGAAGACGAGGACGACAUGCGAAUGCUGGCUUCAUGGGCAACAUAAACCACUUUGGAACAGAGCGUUUUUGUUUUGGAGCUUUUAACACUGUCAGCACACUUUACUAUUCUUUAGUUUUACUUUACUAUUUAACAACUCAUUCAUGUUCCAUGUUAUUCUUUGUGCCUUCAUUUAUUGUCUUCUUUGUUUCUACGUGUGACAUCUUUUUGUCCGGCCAACCGAAGGAUUUCCAACACUGAGCAGAUGAAACUACACUACAUGUAAUAUUACACAACUGUAGAUAAAAUCAGACUAUGCUUUUAAUGUUGUAAAUAAAUAUUCAGCUAUAUUAAAAACACAACUUCCUGUAAUUCAUAUACUUAUUUUCUUCUGUCAGUGUAUAAAAAUGCGCUGCCUAUUUCUAUGCAUCAUUUCCAACAAAUAAAGGACAACAGUGUAGCGCAUUGUA
Molecule: messenger RNA, 1266 nt
Organism: Nerophis lumbriciformis (worm pipefish)
Lineage: Eukaryota; Metazoa; Chordata; Actinopteri; Syngnathiformes; Syngnathidae
Gene: chmp4c
Product: charged multivesicular body protein 4C
Biological process (GO): vesicle budding from membrane; late endosome to vacuole transport via multivesicular body sorting pathway
Cellular component (GO): ESCRT III complex; multivesicular body; cytoplasmic side of plasma membrane
Source: RefSeq, a predicted model, not a curated record